GCACUUGUGCCACCAAGUCAGACGUAGAGGUGUAGGUACCUAUAGUUUUGGUGCAGUUUUCAUCAAGCUUUCCACCCUUCUCUGUGAAUUUUCUGUCUGUCUGUCUGCUACUAGUCCUGAUGGAGGAUGAUGGUGUGAAAAUGUCAAUCAAAUUUUAAGUUUUCUCGCUCGUUGAUCGCGGAUUUUGUCGUGUGUUUGAGUUCGGAAUUAUCUUCUGGUGUUUUUCGUGUUUGAGGAGUAAGCGAAAUUGGAAGCAAACAAGUGCACACAAAUAGGAUCCUCACGCGAGACAUGGGCGCGAUGUGAUUUGCUGAAUGGACGUCGAAAACCGUGGAUGAAAGGAAUCGUUUUUCCAGUGGUUCUAGUUUCCUUAGAGUGGUGUCUCAUUGAAUUAUAGUUUCUCCCUAUCUUCUUGUCCGAAAACGUGACGGUGGAAUUUCUCGUGAAGUAUGAAUUUCUCAGCGUUUGGGGGUCCAUUUUCCGGGAUCCACCAGUUUGCGGCCAAAUUCGGCAGCAAUGAUGGAGCAUUUACCAGUACGACGAAUUCGGCAGUGGCGGCAGUGACUGGAAAUGGCGCCGGACCAGGAGGACUUGCGGGAGGAGCAGGAGGAGGAGGAGGUGGUUCUGCGACUCCUGGAGUUCCCGUAAGCGCAGGCGGUAUCAACAUUGUCCAGCAGGAUCUCAAUCGAUACCAUGCGUCGACUAAUGGGAACCACUUUAAUCAGAAUUCUACCUCAAUGGUUAACACGCCAAUGUCAUAUGGCCAAAACAUCGCACUUCCGUAUAGUCAGCCACAGCCCGAUCAUGGCUUUACCAACAAUAUGCAAACGGAGCAAAAUAAACUGAAGAACACGAUUAAGGUCGAUCGAGACGAGAUGAUCAAUCAGCAAAUCCUGCAAAAUGUCAACCAAUCCUGGCAAACUCUGGCCAAUCCUUCCAAUACGGUAGAUUAUUCAUCUCAUUUGCUGUCUGCCACACUGCCAAUUUCGAUACAGCACUUUCUCAAAUAUUCUGAAACAAUAAAGAAAGAAUCGAAUGGCGUAGGAUCUGGAUUGGCUUCCCCCGGACCGCUAAGUGGACUGAUCGGAGUCGAAACCAAUGCUUUCAAUGUGCAAAAAGAUUUGCUUAAUUUGAAGAAUGGUUCGAAUUUAAACUUGGCUUUAGGUAAUGUAGCAGUGAGCGCAGCAGCUGCUAGCUUAGGGCUUAACCAUCAGCACUUUACGCAUCAUUCGAAUAAUCAUCAGGACAAUAGCCAAAACUAUGGAAAUCUUAACCAACUACCAAUCGUUCCCAACAAUACGGUCAACGGUCAACCUCAAAUCGGUAACCAAACGAAUGGCAUGAACGGAACUGUAAACGGAAAUGCCGCCCCAACUGCGACGGCGAACUCCAAUAACACCAACAAUACCAACGGAAAUGCUGCCAGCACGGGAACUACGACCACAACAACCGGAAAAGGGAAAUCCAAACGCCAAAAGAAGGAAAAGAAACGCAAACCACCGAAGGAGAAGAAGCCUCGCCCUAAGCCCGGACAGAUUCGAGAGACGAAGGCCUUGGAUGGAUCGCCACUGUUCUGCUGUCCCGAGUGCCAGAUGGCGUAUCCGGAGCGUGGCCUGAUCGAGCAGCACGUCAUAUCGCACGCAGUGGAACGUCGUUUCGUGUGUGACAUUUGCCAUGCGGCUUUGAAGCGGAAAGACCAUCUGACUCGUCACAAGCUGUCUCAUAUUCCGGACCGGCCGCAUAUAUGCAGCAUUUGCUUGAAGUCAUUCAAACGCAAGGAACAGUUGACGUUACACAUAGUGAUCCACACGGGUGAGAAAAAACACGUGUGCAACGAAUGUGGCAAAGGCUUCUACCGGAAGGAUCACCUCCGCAAGCACACCCGUUCGCACAUCGCCCGCCGCGUAAAGUCGGAAAUGUCUGCGCAGUCAGGCACUGGAAAUGGCUCAAACAAUUCCAACAACUCCAAUAACAAUAACAACAACAAUAAUAAUGCAGCCCUAGCACCCUCGCUGAUGGCCACCAAUAUGCAAGGGGCACCGGUAACAGCCUCCUGAGCCUCGUAUAAGGACUUUUGGUAAGGUGGAUGUUCUAGUUUUCUGUAGAAGACUACGUUUUACGUAGAGGCAAUGCCAGGGAAGUCGGAUGAAGUUAGUUGAUGACUUAACUAGGUGCAAUUUUUUCUGUUAUCAUUAUACCACACUAUUCAAUCAACAAUGUAGUUCAAUAGCCCUGAAAUUUUGUUUGACUCAUUAUACAAACUAUAGCGCAGCAAACAGUUGACAGUUGUUAUAGAGUUUAUACCAUAUAAGCGAACAUUGGAUCGGCGCUAUGAUUCAUGACUCCGGCUAGCAUUACUCUGCGCAAAAGGACAUCUUACAUGCCAUACCAAAAGACCAUACCUAUCGGUCAUCUGGAGAUACUCCGAUGACUUCAACUUGUGUUCAACCCACAAGCCAAACAAAUCUACGAUCAAGAUCUAACCUGAGUUAUACGAUUCAGUAUCGAAAUUUUAUCUCAAACACACCGACAUGGAGGAGGUUAGCCUCACCUCAUCCGGAACGAGUAUACGUGCAAUCUGACCUGAUAUGAAUCUAUCUCCACCGGUUAACGAUUAAUAGCCAAUAUAGCUGCUGCACAAAGCUGAUCUAUAGAUAUCUCCCAUCUGCUGCUAUACUGCUUUUACGAUAGAAUCUCCCCCGAAAUUCGCUUUAUUCUAACAAUCUUCGGACUCGAAAAUCUCCGCCUCUAAAUGAUAGCAAUAAUUUUUCGGAAACCAAAAAGCAUUCGAGCGAUCGUUUAACAGGUCAUGCCUCCGAAUCUGACUGAUCGACAGGCCACUGACCGGUACACAACAGACUAAUGAAGAUAUACGAAAUCAAUAAGCUAAAAGACGGAUAAUAUUUUUCUUAUCGAGUGUUGCUAAACAAGUUGCAAAUAUACGACGAUAUACAAUUGGAGAAAGUGUAAUAUUUUAUUUAUUGAGAGCGAACAGUAGUGAACGAUAUCCUUAAGAAUAUAUAUUUUGUACUGAGUAUUGGACAGAAUCCAGUAAAAAAGAUGUUUAAGAUAACUAAAACUUAUAUAUUAAAACAUAAAGUAUUACGAUGAUUAAAUAUAUGCAUCAAGUUUUAACAACUGUAACUCAAAAACUAUAAAAAAACCCAAUCGGAACAGAGUUUUGGUAUUGAUUUGGAACAGAUCGGAAUUGCAAAACUACUAUUAACAGGAUCUCGACAGUCAGCUGAAUAGACUUUCUUGCGUAAAAGAAGAAAAAAAGAACUAUGUCUACCUAUAGAAAAUAAAACAAAAGAAUCUCCUAAAAUUACUUCAAAC
Molecule: messenger RNA, 3336 nt
Organism: Aedes aegypti (yellow fever mosquito)
Lineage: Eukaryota; Metazoa; Arthropoda; Insecta; Diptera; Culicidae
Gene: l(3)neo38
Product: probable serine/threonine-protein kinase DDB_G0282963
Exons: 4
Coding region: 450-2057 (535 amino acids)
Biological process (GO): regulation of transcription by RNA polymerase II
Cellular component (GO): nucleus
Molecular function (GO): DNA-binding transcription factor activity, RNA polymerase II-specific; RNA polymerase II cis-regulatory region sequence-specific DNA binding
Source: RefSeq, a predicted model, not a curated record